AUGGACUUGCAAGCCUUCAAAACACACGUCGCUUACUCCGCCAACAUUCUCAAAGAAUGGAGUGACAGCCGAUCCCUCCACCCUUCCUAUCACCACAUGGCAGGUGUAGUGGAGGACAACAUCAUCGAUGGCCUCGAAGAAUAUCUGAGCGAAUAUACAUCGGACGAAACCGGUAAGCCACAUCCACAUUACGAAUACAUCACAUUCUUCAGCAACGAGGCUUUGAGGCUUCUUUGGGAUGUCAGAGAUGAGAUGCUUGGUUCUAGCGAUGAGAUCAUGGGCUCUCCGGGCCUUAACGAAUCCGUCAAAGACAGGGUAGAAGUUGCUAUCCAGUCUCUCGACGUAUUGAGGGAAAAGAUUCGUCGUCAGCAAAGAUCCGAAGGAUUUAAUAUGACAGUUGAUGCUUCCAUGUGUAAAUGCACUGUGGUCAGUAUUGCCGUAAAUGCCGAGCGCCGGGAGACUUAG
Messenger RNA from Penicillium daleae, 465 nucleotides. RefSeq lists its product as uncharacterized. Bases 1 to 465 code for a protein of 154 amino acids. The record is from RefSeq and is a predicted model, not a curated record. The transcript has 2 exons. NCBI's taxonomy places the organism in Eukaryota, Fungi, Ascomycota, Eurotiomycetes, Eurotiales, Aspergillaceae.